AUGGCGGCAGGAGAUGAAGAAGGGAAGGCGGCGGAGGCAGUGGUGGAACCGGAGGUGGAAGAGCCGCGGAGCUUCAAGGAUCUGGGAGUGACAGAUGUCCUAUGUGAAGCUUGUGACCAGUUAGGAUGGAAGGUACCAACAAAGAUCCAGGUUGAAGCUAUUCCAGUGGCUCUCCAAGGAAGAGAUAUCAUUGGACUGGCAGAAACUGGCUCUGGAAAAACAGGAGCCUUUGCACUGCCAAUUCUUCAAGCACUGCUGGACACACCACAGCGGUUAUUUGCUCUCAUCCUUACACCAACAAGGGAGCUGGCUUUCCAAAUCUCAGAGCAAUUUGAAGCUCUUGGAUCUUCCAUUGGUGUCCACACUACUGUUAUUGUGGGUGGAAUUGACUCAAUGUCUCAAUCCCUGGCCUUAGCCAAGAAACCACAUGUUAUAAUUGCAACCCCUGGCCGUCUGGUUGAUCAUCUGGAGAACACAAAAGGCUUCAAUUUACGAGCUCUGAAGUUCCUAGUGAUGGAUGAAGCCGACCGGAUCCUUAACAUGGAUUUUGAGGCAGAGGUGGAUAAAAUACUAAAAGUGAUUCCUCGAGACAGGAAGACAUUUCUCUUUUCUGCUACCAUGACCAAGAAGGUGCAAAAACUCCAGCGUGCUGCUCUGAAGAAUCCUGUUAAAUGUGCUGUUUCUUCCAAAUAUCAGACAGUUGAGAAACUGCAGCAGUACUACAUUUUCAUCCCCUCCAAAUUCAAGGACAGCUAUCUGGUUUAUAUCUUGAAUGAACUAGCUGGGAACUCCUUCAUGAUAUUCUGUAGCACAUGUAACAACACUCAGAGGACUGCUCUGCUGCUCCGCAACUUGGGGUUCACUGCUAUUCCUCUCCAUGGGCAGAUGAGUCAGAAUAAACGGUUGGGCUCUCUAAACAAGUUCAAGGCAAAGGCACGUUCUAUUCUGCUGGCUACUGAUGUUGCAAGCAGAGGCUUGGACAUCCCACAUGUAGAUGUGGUGAUAAACUUUGAUAUUCCCACGCACUCUAAGGAUUACAUUCAUCGUGUUGGGAGAACAGCUCGAGCUGGGAGGUCUGGCAAAUCCAUCACCUUUGUCACACAGUAUGAUGUAGAGCUCUUCCAGCGCAUAGAACACCUGAUUGGCAAGAAGCUGCCAGCAUUCCCCAUGCAAGAGGAGGAGGUUAUGAUGCUGACGGAGCGUGUGGCUGAGGCCCAGAGAUUUGCUCGAAUGGAGCUGCGGGAGCAGGGAGAGAAGAAGCGAUCUCGGAAAGGUGAUGACGACGACACAGAAGAAGCUAUUGGUAUCAGGAAUAAGGUGGCAGGUGGGAAGAAGAAGAAGAGGAAAGCCUAGUUCAGUAUUUGGACAGACAUUUACAUUUUUCUCUUUAUGGCUACGUGAGCUUGGUGAAAACAGUCUACCAAGCCAUCUCCAGUGGAU
Messenger RNA from Indicator indicator, 1440 nucleotides. It is a transcript of the gene DDX47, whose product is annotated as DEAD-box helicase 47. Lineage: Eukaryota; Metazoa; Chordata; Aves; Piciformes; Indicatoridae. Gene Ontology annotation, molecular function: ATP binding; nucleic acid binding; RNA helicase activity. The transcript has 12 exons. The record is from RefSeq and is a predicted model, not a curated record. Bases 1 to 1353 code for a protein of 450 amino acids.